CAGUCUAUAAAUAAGGUGAUCUACAAGAUGGGAAUUCAUACCUGUCUCUUACAGUUUGAGUCUCAAAAGAGAGAAGAAAUGUCUAAGAGAGUUAAAGUGAAAGUGGUAAAGGGUGCAGAUUUGGUUGUCAGAGACCGGCGAAGCAGUGACCCCUAUGUUGUGCUGACACUUGGUAACAAUAAAGCUAAAACCAGGGUUGUCUGGCAAAACCUAAAUCCAGUUUGGAAUGAAGAGUUUGUAUUUCCCAUAACAGAUACUAAUCGCUGCUUUCUCAAAAUAAAAGUGUGGGAUAAGGAUAAGUUUUUGAGCAUUGAUCAUCUUGAUCCGGAUGAUUAUAUGGGAGAAGCUGAAGUAGAUCUGAAUCAGCUUGUUAAUGGAGUCAGUGAUGUCAAAAAAGACAAAAUUGUGUUGCCCACAUCAAAAUCAAACUGCUUUUUCAGAGACAGUUAUGUCACAGAGUCUGCAGAUGGUAAGAGAGUUCAAGAAGCGUGCUUGAAGCUUCGUAAAGUUGAUUCUGGUGUUGUGGACCUGCAAAUAGAAUGUCCAGCUUAGAAUAAGUAAUGAAAGUACCAAUCUUAAUGUGUAAUGAAAGCCAAUACUAUUACUUACAGUCCAUCCUACUUUGGUAUAGCUACUCUUAAAUGUCACUGCUGACAUAUUUCUGUAAGCUACUAUGCUAUUUUAUAAUAUAUUUUAAAAAUAGAUGUUAUAUUAA
Molecule: messenger RNA, 715 nt
Organism: Cryptomeria japonica (Japanese cedar)
Lineage: Eukaryota; Viridiplantae; Streptophyta; Pinopsida; Cupressales; Cupressaceae
Product: GTPase activating protein 1
Exons: 3
Coding region: 28-552 (174 amino acids)
Molecular function (GO): phospholipid binding; GTPase activator activity
Source: RefSeq, a predicted model, not a curated record